This is a messenger RNA of Talaromyces rugulosus, 1086 nucleotides long. RefSeq lists its product as uncharacterized. Gene Ontology annotation, cellular component: endosome; Golgi apparatus; trans-Golgi network. The annotation marks the transcript as partial. Lineage: Eukaryota; Fungi; Ascomycota; Eurotiomycetes; Eurotiales; Trichocomaceae. Gene Ontology annotation, molecular function: antiporter activity. The record is from RefSeq and is a predicted model, not a curated record. The transcript has 8 exons.
AUGUCUGCAACCGGUAAAACAUCGGUAUUACCAACAUCGAACGCUGCGCAAUCACAGUCUAACUUGCAUCCGGCUUUCUUCAUUGUAACAUGGAUUACCCUGAGCUCAGGAGUUAUCAUAUUCAAUAAGUGGAUUCUUCAUACUGCUGGCUUUGCUUUCCCCUUGUUUCUUACAACAUGGCACCUGGUUUUUGGGACUGUCAUGACCCAGCUCAUGGCACGAUACACUACCAUGCUUGACUCUCGUCAUAAUGUCCCUAUGACAAGAGCUGUCCGCGCAAUUGUCCCUAUCGGCGCCUUUUUCAGUCUCAGUCUUAUCUGCGGCAACCUUGCUUACUUGCAUUUGAGUGUUUCUUUUAUCCAGAUGUUAAAGGCAACGAACUCGGUUGCGACUUUGAUCGCGACUUGGGUUUUAGGCGUCGCCCCCGUUCGUCUUGAUGUAUUAGCCAAGGUCUCCAUCAUAGUUGUCGGUGUGAUUAUCGCUUCUAUCGGUGAGAUCCAAUUCAGUAUUAUCGGAUUCCUCUACCAAUUCGGUGCCACGGUUUUCGAGUCAGUUCGGCUUGUUAUGGUUCAACGCCUGCUUAGCUCUGCGGAGUUCAAGAUGGACCCGUUGGUUUCGUUAUAUUACUUUGCUCCUGCCUGCAUGGCUAUGAACAUUGCUGCGGCUCUUGUGGUAGAGAUACCCAAGAUGACGAUGGCAGACGUCUAUCAAAUUGGCUUCGGCACCCUUCUGGCUAACGCGUCGGUGGCAUUUGCACUCAAUGUGGCAGUUGUGUUCUUGAUUGGAAAAACGUCCGCUCUCGUAAUGACACUAUCUGGUGUUCUCAAGGACAUUCUACUUGUUGUUGCAUCACUAAUCAUUUUCCGAGACCCAGUCACGAUGACGCAAGUUUUCGGAUACGGCAUCGCCCUUAUGGGUUUGAUAUACUACAGACUUGGAGCCGAGGGUGUGAGUGACCUUUUAGCAGGAUUAUUCCAGUCAUUUCGACGACGUAUGAUUCUAUCAAUUAUUUUGCUGGCUGGUAUUUUCGUCGUCUUUCUUCGGUAUUUGGAGGUGUCAUCAACAUACGUCGUUGAUCAUCUACCA